UCCAGACGUCUCAGCGCUUUCGCUGCCCAGAGAUAAUAUUCACGGCGAGCAGACGUUUGCGUCAGUGUCAGAUAGGUCUCAAUGCCACCCUGCCCCGGGGGGAGUGCAGCAGGCAGACGGGCUGGGCAGGCAGGCAAGAGCCCGUGGCAAAGCCCCCCAAGUCGCCGUCCCGCUGUGCACCCCACGGUCAUGCUGCUCCUCCUGCACCUGCUCCCUGCCAUGCUGCCCACCGCCGCCCUGGCCGGCUGCACCGGCGCUGGUGCUGACCGGCAGCUCGUCCUGGCCAAGGUGCGGGCUCGGGUGCUGGAGCAUCUGAGCCCCCCGGUUCUCCAGGAGGAGCCCCAGAAGGAAGCAAGGAAGCUGCACCGGAGAGACGUCCCUGAAAGCACCGAAGUCGAGCCGGAGGAGCUGGAGGACACCUCCCAGGUGAUUCUCUUCCCUUCCACAGAUGUGCCCUGCGAGCCCACGCAGCCGGACAAGCUGCUGGAGGAAGAAGGGAUUUUCACCUACCUCUUCCAGCCCUCGGCGCACACCCUGAGCCGCGUGGUGACCUCUGCCCAGCUUUGGUUUUACACUGGCCCCUCGGCCACCCCCAACCACUCGGCCCCCGACGUGCUGACCCUGUCGCCGCAGGGCCGUGUGCCGGUGACGGCCACGGCGGUGCGGACCCCUGAGCACUGGACAGUGUUUCACUUCUCCCCGGCGCUGCUGCCCCAGCUCUUGCAGCCGCUCUUCGUGCUCCUGGUGCGCUGCCCCGGCUGCCCCUGUCUGGCCGAGGAGGACAAGAUGCCCUUCUUGGUGGCCACCACCCGGGCCAAGGGCAGCGAGAGGGCCCGGCGCUCUGCCGUGCCCUGGUCCCCAGCUGCCCUGAGCCUGCUGCAGCGCCCGUCCGAGGACCUGGCCGCCCACACCAACUGCCGCCGGGCUUCCCUUAACAUCUCCUUCGAGGAGCUGGGCUGGGACAAGUGGAUUGUGCAUCCCAGCAGCUUUGUUUUCCAGUACUGCCACGGGAGCUGUGCCGAGGGCCACGGGCUGAGCCACCGCCUGGGCGUGCAGCUCUGCUGCGCCGCGCUGCCCGGCACCAUGCGCUCCCUGCGCGUCCGCACCACCUCCGACGGCGGGUACUCCUUCAAGUACGAGACGGUGCCCAACAUCCUGGCCCAGGACUGCACCUGCGUCUAGGGGCAUCCCACAGCCAGGCCCUGGACCGUGAUCCCACCCAGGAGGAGCUGCUCACCCAAGGGAUCCCCAGCCCCGUGCUGCAGGGUCCAGAGGGACCUGGAGAGGGAUGAGGUUGGGCUGUGCUGCCCUGCCCUGCACAAGCCAGAGUUUUGGGCUGCCCUGGGGCUGGUCAUGCUGCCAGAUCUGUCCUAGGUCUCAGCCUAGAGCAAGCCAGGGAAUGGCAGGGUAGGGACAGGCACAGCCACCGGCAGAGGCACCGACCCCCCGACAAAGCCAGCCUCGUGUCUGCAACUAGCUCAGCCCCUAUUUCUUCCCCCUUGCUCCCCUCCCCAAACUCCCCCCCCCCCCCCCCCCCAAAGAGUGGGAUCCCACUUCUGCUGCAGAGCAAAACAGCCUCCCCGUGCUCCCAGGUGAGGAUGGGGAUGUGCCAGGGGAGCCGGUGCCCAGACCUCACACCGGUGGUGGGGCUGGUGGCACGGACGGUGCUGCAAGCGAGCCCUCUCUCGGCAGCACAGCCUGUCGGAAAGCUUCAUGGGAUGAGUGAAAUAAACCUGUUCCCUUUACCAAA
Messenger RNA from Tyto alba (common barn owl), 1750 nucleotides. It is a transcript of the gene INHA, whose product is annotated as inhibin subunit alpha. Gene Ontology annotation, molecular function: growth factor activity; cytokine activity. NCBI's taxonomy places the organism in Eukaryota, Metazoa, Chordata, Aves, Strigiformes, Tytonidae. Gene Ontology annotation, biological process: SMAD protein signal transduction. The record is from RefSeq and is a predicted model, not a curated record. Gene Ontology annotation, cellular component: extracellular region. Bases 82 to 1182 code for a protein of 366 amino acids. The transcript is spliced from 2 exons.